Molecule: messenger RNA, 2730 nt
Organism: Mytilinidion resinicola
Lineage: Eukaryota; Fungi; Ascomycota; Dothideomycetes; Mytilinidiales; Mytilinidiaceae
Product: cysteinyl-tRNA synthetase
Exons: 3
Coding region: 73-2478 (801 amino acids)
Biological process (GO): cysteinyl-tRNA aminoacylation
Cellular component (GO): cytoplasm
Molecular function (GO): ATP binding; cysteine-tRNA ligase activity
Source: RefSeq, a predicted model, not a curated record
CGCUCUCUGUUGAUGCUGUUCACCCUUCGCAGCUCACUCCGACUGCGAUUCCCCCUGCGAACAGCUCGCACCAUGGCCACCACCACUCGCCAGCAACCGGCGUGGAAAGCGCCCCAGCCCACCUCGACGCCGAAGCUCAAGGUUUACAACUCGCUCACGAGGGCGAAGAACGACUUUGUUCCCCUGAAAGAAGAUGGGGUGACUUGGUACAGCUGUGGGCCGACUGUAUACGAUGACGCGCAUUUGGGACACGCCCGCAAUUAUGUUACUAUAGACAUCCUGCGCAGAAUAGUGUCAAACUACUUCGAAUACCCCCUCCAAUUCGUCCAGAAUGUUACCGAUGUCGACGACAAGAUCAUAUUGCGGGGACGCCAGCAGCAUCUCCUCGAAUCCUUCUCCUCCGAGCACAAGACACUCGACACCGAAGUUGUUGAAAUAGCAACCAAAGCCUUCAAUGCCUACGUCCAAAAGAAUCUUCCCGAAUUACCUGCCGAUGUGAAACCGGAGUCAUUCGAUCUCGAGGCGAACAAAACAUAUAAAGCAGUGCUGGCUGGGAAGUCACUGGCUGGAGAUAAUGUCCCAGCUGGAGACAAAGAAGCGAAGGUGAAGAUGCACCUGAGGACGGCAGGUUCGGCAGCUGGAGCUUUGGUGGAGGCUGCGAAAGAUUCAAAGACAUUGGGGGUUGAGGACUUUUAUACUCGGACACAGGACGCCUUGCUUCCCUACCUAGAUUCCCUGUACGGCUCGAAGAUCGACGCCUCGGAUCACAGCAUUUUCACCAAGCUCACGCAAAAGUACGAGGCACGAUUCAUGGAAGACAUGCGAAACUUGAAUGUGUUGGACCCGGACGUGAUUACCAGGGUGACCGAGUUCGGUCCCCAGAUCAUCAAGUACGUGGAAAAGAUAUUGGACAAUGGAUUCGCCUACGUUACCUCGGAUGGGAGCAUCUACUUUGAUAUCAAGGCCUUUGAGGGAAAGCCAGGAAAUCAUUACGCGAGACUAGAGCCGUGGAAUCGCAAUGAUCAGAGCCUAUUGGCAGACGGCGAAGGAGCUUUGUUGAACAAGUCGAGUGAGAAGAAAAGUGACGGCGACUUUGCAAUCUGGAAAGCUUCAAAACCAGGAGAACCCUCAUGGCCGAGUCCGUGGGGGCCAGGGCGACCAGGUUGGCAUAUCGAGUGCAGCGUGAUGGCGAGCGACGUCUUAGGCGCGAACAUUGAUGUACAUUCUGGUGGCAUCGAUCUUUGCUUCCCUCACCACGAUAACGAACUAGCACAAGCGGAAGCAUACUGGUCUACUGGGAAGCCAGAGGGACACCAAUGGAUUAGGUACUUCCUACACAUGGGUCAUCUUAGCAUUUCUGGGUCCAAGAUGUCAAAGUCACUGAAGAACUUCACCACCAUCCGGGAAGCUCUGAGCACAGGCGACUUCAAUGCGAGGGGCUUACGUAUCAUCUUCCUCCUAGGCGGCUGGAAUCAGGGUGUAGAAAUCACCGAAGGCCUCCGAAAGCAAGCGACCAGCUGGGAGCGAUAUUUGGACAACUUCUUCCGGAAAGCCCUCGACGUGCAGAGGCAUCCAACCAAUCAUGAUUCUACAGACCAAGACGCCAAAGUCUGCGAAGCGCUAGCAACUGCUCAAACCACUCUCCACAACGCUCUCAGCGACUCCUUCGACACCCCUUCUGCUAUGAUGGCGAUCCAAAAGCUUGUCACCGAAUACAACGCCACCGACCGCACUAGUGUUACAGAUGAUACUCUUGUCGACGUUGCCAAAUGGAUCACACGUAUUGUACGAAUAUUCGGCUUAGACGGGACUGCCGACCCCAAUGAUGGCACCAUCGGCUGGUCCGGCGUCGAGAUUCCUGAGGUCGCGAAAGAGUUCGUCUUUGCCGCCAGUCGUGAACGCGAUGAAGUCCGAGCCCAUGCCAUAGCUAAAGAUCUCUCGGAUGAGACGCUCGACGCCAUCAUCUCGAAGGACACGGCGGCGAAACUGCAGGAUGCUGCGGCUGUACCAUAUGCCGAAGUACUGACGUCCUUCCAAGAAUCAUUGAAAGAGCUCGCGCACAGGAAAGCAGAUCCGAAAGAGUUCUUGGAUCUCUGCGACAAACUUCGGGAUAUAUCUCUCUGGGAUCUGGGUAUCUACCUAGAAGACCGCGACGGGCUGCAUGCGUUAGUCCGACCGGUCGAUGCGGAGCUCAGGGCAGCGCGUGAGCAAAAAGAGGAGCGGGAACGUGUGAAGAAAGAUGCUAAGGCGAAGCGGGAGGCAAAAGAAAAGGACAAGGCAGCGAAGAGGCUAGAGUCGGGCAAGGUGAGUGAAAAAGACUAUUUUCGAACGCCUGAGUAUAGUGCGUGGGAUGAGGACGGCCUGCCGACGAAGGACACCAAGGGGGAGGAGCUGCCGAAGUCCAGGUCGAAGAGGCUGAAGAAGGAGUGGGCACAGCAGAAAAAGCUGCACGAGGAGUGGCUAGCUAGCCAAGGCUAGUUAGUCAGUAAAUGCUUAGAGGUAGUUCAUUAUGCGGUGUCUGGAGUUCGUUGGGCGCGUUGGUAAAAAGCAUUCGAAUGGGUAUGGGCAUGUAGGCUUGCUGCUGUGGCUAGUUGGGAAUGCAUAUCCACUUUUCAGACACAGGCCUUUUUGCUAUCGUCCUGGAGCGGCGUAACGGAACAGUUGUAUAGUUGCAGAGGCUAACAAAAACUUGCGACUGCCAGUAUGCUUAGCACAUUGCACCUAGAUUUU